AUGGGCAACAUUCCUUCCAACACCAACAAUACCUCUUUCUCUCUUUCCGUAAAACAUCCCACUCCAACGGACCUUUCUAAAAUUAAUUCCUCUGGAGUCAUUGCUUCUUCUCAAAGUCUCUCCACACGUUCCUCUCUCUCUGGAGAUGAAUAUAAUUCUUAUUCCGAAUAUGGAGGAUUCAAUUAUCAAAUCGAUGAUGGUCAUGAAGAUUAUGAUUUAAUUGUUGACAUGGAUGAAAUUUCUCCACAACAUUUAACACAAAAAGGAUGGUCCAUUAAAUUAUCGAAAGAAUUGGAAUAUCGAAUUUUGGAUCGAAUUAAACAAUCGAUGAGUGAAGCGGUUGCAAUGGCACAUGAAGAGGAAAAUCAAAAAUUAAUGCAAAGUAUUCAUUCACACAUGAUAAAUGCACAACCAUCAUCCGCUCAAGGAGUGUCAAAUGUCAAUGCCACCACAACACCACAAUCGUUUAUUAAUACUCAAGCCAUUGUCCCUGGAGUUCUUCCAACUCAAAUUUUGAAUGCACCUUCAAGACCACCAAGUCCUAGCUCUGCCUUUGGUGGACUACCCAGCACCAAUAACACUUCUACAGAUCAUUCGAAUGACAACACCUCUUCUGCUGGCGAUUUAACACCUCGUGACAGCAUUGAAGAUCCAUUUGCUUCUGAAUCCUUGUCAUCGAAUCAAAGAAAAUUCUCCAAAAAACGAAACCAUCAUCACUAUAUUAAUUAUUUUGCAGAAAUUGAACACAAAUUUACUCAACAACCAAGUUGUGUGGUGAGUGUGUUGGGUUUCAAAAAUUGUGGAAAAACUCAUGUGUUAAAUGAAUUAAGCGGAAGUGAUUUACGUGUGGGAUUGACACAAAGUACUCCUCCAUUGUGUUUCAAAGUUCCAAGAAAUAAUCAAGGAAGAGAUUGGUUGUUGGUCGAUACGAUGGGAUUGAGAAGUCCAAUACGUAUUUCAGAAAUUAAGAGACAAUUGAAAGAAAUUCAAAAAGACAAUAUGCUACCUCAGGAAGAUAUUGUUGUGACGACGAGUGUGAUCACUACUAAUAAUCCACAAGCUUCUCAAGAACAAUUUCAAAUUCCUGCCAAUAAUUCUCAAAUGAAUUUCACAAUGAGUAAUAAUAGCAACAUGAUUCCAUUGGUGGUCAAGAAUAUGUCGUCUUCAUCAUUAUCACGUCCAUUGUCUACCUCAACUGCUGUUCCUGCAAUUAAUAUGAGCUCCAUGAUGCAACAACAGUCACUCACUAUUCAUCAACAGCAACAGUUUGCACAUCAUCGAUGGGUAGACACAGAACAGAAUUUCAACAUCAAUGGAAUGAAGCCAUUGAAAGGACAGUGA
Naegleria fowleri is the source of this 1341-nucleotide messenger RNA. RefSeq lists its product as uncharacterized. Bases 1 to 1341 code for a protein of 446 amino acids. The transcript is spliced from 2 exons. NCBI's taxonomy places the organism in Eukaryota, Heterolobosea, Eutetramitea, Acrasida, Naegleriidae. Gene Ontology annotation, molecular function: GTP binding. The record is from RefSeq and is a predicted model, not a curated record.